Nematocida parisii ERTm1 is the source of this 843-nucleotide messenger RNA. RefSeq lists its product as uncharacterized. NCBI's taxonomy places the organism in Eukaryota, Fungi, Microsporidia. The transcript has a single exon. The record is from RefSeq and is a predicted model, not a curated record. The annotation marks the transcript as partial.
AAUAUGAAGCAGUUAAGAAAGAAAUGUAUUACAUUUGGACUGAUGUUUAUAAUAAGUAUAGAAAUUGUAAUUUGCGGGGGGUUUGAACCAAUGCAUAAGAAAAAUUCAAGUAAAACAGAUAAUCUAAGCAUAAGUGGUACACCAUUACUGCGGGAUAUGUUUAACAAUUAUAGUUCUGUACCAUCUGACAAUACUAACCAACCUAUGCAAACAGAUGGCCGGCCAUUAAAUCUAUCUAAUCCAAAUAAAAGACUCCGUGAUACAGACAACAAUACUCAAAAUUCUAACGCUAUCAAAAGAGCUCGUUAUAUGGGUAUGAAUAACUCGUCAAUACAUAUAAUUCCAAAAACAAUAAUAGAUCUAACAUCAGAGCCGGCCCCAGAAAUGCCUUUAAAAGAAACUUCAGAACUAACCACAUCCACUACUAUUAAUCCUCUUAAAGUUUAUUCUAACAGUAAGUUGGUUAUAGCCAGUGCAUUGUAUUUUUGUGCCGCUGAAAAUCAAUUUAUUAUACGAAACUAUACGAGUUAUAUAGAAAGUUUUGAAAAUGUGUUGUUUUUAAAUUACACUGGACAGCUUAAAUAUGAAGCAGUAAAUCAAAAAACAUAUAUAAUAAUUGAAAACUGGAAGAGUGACAAAGAAACAGAUAUUUGGACUAUGAUUAAAAGUGUGGACAUGCGAUUUCUUCUACUAAAAAGUGUGUUUAAAAAUAUGCUAAAUACAAGCUUCUUUAAUGAUUACAGCUUAACCAAUCCAUUGUGGUAUGAUAGAUUUCUAAAUGAUCUAGUUGAUUAUAUUAAAAGCCAUGGCCAAACGACCAUAUAUUGGAAUAACCUUGCUACU